Messenger RNA from Linum trigynum, 231 nucleotides. NCBI's taxonomy places the organism in Eukaryota, Viridiplantae, Streptophyta, Magnoliopsida, Malpighiales, Linaceae. The record is from the annotation of a GenBank genome assembly.
AUGAAAUCAUCCUCCUUGCUGUCCAACCAUGCGUCGAGAAGAAUCAUUGUGGGAGAGGCCGUCAGAAUCAUCGCCGUCGACCCCAAUUGUUGGAUGAACUCCGGCGACCACAGGGAAAUUGGGGCUUCCCAAUUCGCACCUCCUAAACCCAAUUUGCCACUUGGAACAUCUGCAAAUCCCUCCCAGGAACGUGUUUCUCCCAGUGGCAAGCGUCGAGGUGGCAUAGAUUGA